AUGUGCAAGCACAUUCUCAACGCCCAGGUCGCAAUCCGCAGCCCCUGCUGCAAGAAGUGGUUCGACUGUGCUGAGUGCCAUGCCGAGAGCCAGGACCACGACCUCAUGAAGAGCACCGAGAUGACCUUCGCCUGCAAGAAGUGCAAGAAGUGCUUCCGCAAGAACGCCGAGGAGUUCGAGGAGAGCGACGAGUACUGCCCGCACUGCGACAACCACUUCGUCAUCGACGCUAAGACCCCCGAGGCGCGCCUAGAGGUCGAGGGAGAAGACGUGCGCGUCGACUCCAGAAUGCUCAAAGACGAGCGUGUCCAGAGAACAGACCCGAAGUCCAUCUGGGACAUCAACGUCUCGGACAGACUUGGCUAG
Messenger RNA from Lasiodiplodia theobromae, 366 nucleotides. RefSeq names its product Zinc finger protein. Gene Ontology annotation, molecular function: zinc ion binding. Lineage: Eukaryota; Fungi; Ascomycota; Dothideomycetes; Botryosphaeriales; Botryosphaeriaceae. The transcript is spliced from 3 exons. Gene Ontology annotation, biological process: protein import into mitochondrial intermembrane space. Gene Ontology annotation, cellular component: mitochondrial intermembrane space. The coding region runs from base 1 to 366 and encodes 121 amino acids. The record is from RefSeq and is a predicted model, not a curated record.